Molecule: messenger RNA, 2138 nt
Organism: Dalotia coriaria
Lineage: Eukaryota; Metazoa; Arthropoda; Insecta; Coleoptera; Staphylinidae
Product: long-chain fatty acid transport protein 4-like
Exons: 10
Coding region: 192-2063 (623 amino acids)
Biological process (GO): triglyceride homeostasis
Cellular component (GO): endoplasmic reticulum
Molecular function (GO): long-chain fatty acid-CoA ligase activity; long-chain fatty acid transmembrane transporter activity
Source: RefSeq, a predicted model, not a curated record
AUUGACGGGCUUGCAUAGACGCGCUAGGCACGAUCGGCACGAUAGUGUGUCGUUAGUCGUCGUCUCGCUUAAUAAGUUAAUAUUUCAGGGCAAGUUCACUCACGAACUCGAUGCUCUCGCAUCGUUUUCGAGCAUUAUACACAUUUUAACUGCUAAAACAGCCGGAACGGUUGUAAAUUUAUUACGUGAAAAUGAUUUACACAGUGCUUGCAACAAUUAGUUUCCUGAUCUUUUUGCUGUCAAAUCGUCGAUAUCGAUGGAUUUACAUCAUUUACAAAACAUAUCGCAGAGAUCUCACAGCUUUUAAGCGUUUUGUACAUUUAAAUAUUCGCAUGUGGUAUCUACAGAAAACCAACACGACAGUGGUAAAAGCGUUUAAAAAAUGCGCCGAGAAACAUCCGGAUAAAAUUGCAAUACAUUUUCAAGAUUCCUCGUGGACUUUUAAACAGUUAGAUGAUUUCAGUGAUAAAAUUGGCACGUAUUUCAAAAACGCCGGUUAUCAGCAAAAUGACACAGUGGCUUUGCUUUUGAUGGGAAGACCGGAAUACGUCGGGAUUUGGUUAGGCUUAGCCAAAAUUGGAGUUGUCACUGCGUUAGUCAAUACAAAUUUAUCCAACGAGCCAUUGUUGCAUUCCCUGAGGGCAGCUAAAGCAAAAAGUUUAAUUUAUGGCUCGGAAUUUAAAACUGUGAUUAAUAAUGUGGUGGAUAAUAUACAAAAUCUUCCCCUUUAUGAGUUAUCAGAGACUGACAAUAACACAGAAGUUGAUUCCUCGAGGAUUAACUUGAGAAAUGAAUUAAACACAGUCCAAACAGAAUCUUUGAGUAAAUAUUACUCCAAAAUCAAUGCCAAAGAUAAAUUAAUGUAUAUUUACACUUCCGGGACGACUGGAUUACCCAAAGCUGCUGUUAUCACAAAUAGUAGAUAUAUUUUCAUGACGAAUGCAUGUAAUGUUAUGACAGCCAUGGACGAUUCAGAUGUUUUAUAUGAUCCUCUUCCUUUGUAUCACACUGCUGGUGGAAUUGUAGGUUUGGGCCAAUGUGUAGUAAAUGGAUUAACCGUGGCCAUUCGCAAAAAGUUUUCAGCGAGUAAUUUUUGGCCUGAUUGCACUAAAUACAAGUGCACUUGCGCUCAGUAUAUCGGAGAAUUAUGUAGAUAUCUCCUGGCUGUACCAGAGAAACCUAAUGAAAACACCACGGUCAAAAUGAUGGUCGGAAAUGGGCUGAAAGCCCAAAUUUGGGAAAAAUUCGUCAAACGGUUCAAUAUCCAGCAAGUCUACGAGUUGUACGGAUCUACUGAAGGAAAUUCUAAUUUAAUUAAUUUGGACAGUAAGGUCGGUGCAGUGGGUUUUACGCCGCGGUACGCGUGCGGUCUGCAUCCAGUCACGCUCGUCCGAUGCGAUGAUAAUGGCGUGCCAAUUAGGAACGCCAAAGGUCACUGCAUCGAAUGCCAAAUCGAGGAACCGGGCGUAUUCGUCGGUAAAAUCGUCCACAAAAAAGUCUUCAACGAGUUCGUUGGUUAUGCGGAUGACGAUGCAACGAGUAAGAAAAUUCUGAAAAAUGUCUUCAAACAAGGAGAUCGCUAUUUUAACAGUGGAGAUGUCCUGGUUCAGGAUGAAUUGGGGUAUUUUUAUUUCAAGGAUAGAACUGGGGAUACUUUUAGAUGGAAAGGUGAAAAUGUUGCGACGUCAGAAGUCGAAGCUGUUAUCAGUAAUAUUGUUAACUUGAACGAUGCUGUUGUUUAUGGCGUAGAGAUCCCGAACACAGAUGGCAGAGCUGGCAUGGCAGCCAUUGUCGAUGAAAGUAACACUUUGGAUUUAAACAAAUUCGGGAAGGAAGUUGUUAAGUCACUUCCCGCAUACGCUUUGCCUCUAUUUUUACGCAUCAUGAAAGAAGUACCACUGACAGGUACCUUUAAACUGAAGAAAGUUGAUCUUCAAAAAGACGGAUUCAAUGUAAACAAAAUUCAGGACAAAUUGUAUGUAUAUGAUUUCAAAGCCAAGCAAUACAUGCUUUUAACCAAAGAUAUCUAUGAAGACAUUUUAAGUGGGAAAGUCAGGUUAUAAAUCAUUUUUAUAAACUUCAAAACACCAAAAAGGAUAUAUCGUCUAAAAUUAAAGAAAUAAAUGUGAUUAUACAUA